This is a messenger RNA of Prunus armeniaca (apricot), 549 nucleotides long. Lineage: Eukaryota; Viridiplantae; Streptophyta; Magnoliopsida; Rosales; Rosaceae. The record is from the annotation of a GenBank genome assembly.
AUGGCUUUUCCCAAGCUUUUCUUCAUUUCGUCUUUGCUAGUGGUGAUUUUGUCAGCCUCAAGCACCCAAAUGAUUCAUGCAGCUCGCCACCUUUUGGACACACCAGCAGCAGCUCCACCCCCAACACUGGCAAUCCCUACAAUCCCCUCUCUGCCAAAUCCCACUCAGCUGCCUCCAUUGCCUUCACUACCAACACUUCCCAAGCCCUCAAACACCUUACCUACACUUCCAACUGCCCCAACUCUGCCCAAGACCACAUUGCCUCCACUUCCCUCAAUCACAUUGCCUACGCUUCCAACUGCUCCAACUCUGCCAAAGCCGGCCACGUUGCCACCGUUGCCCUCUACCCAAUUGCCUACUCUCCCAACUACUCUGCCCCCAUUGCCAACCUCCCUACCCCAAAUCCCAUCUUUGCCAAAAUCCACAUUGCCUACGGUGCCCACAACCCUCCCGCCAUUGCCAUCAUUCCCCUCAACAAUCCCUUCAAUCCCCACCAUUCCAACAACAAUUCCAUCGAUUCCAUUCUUCUCCCCACCCCCAUCAAAUUAA